AUGACCAACUUCAAAAUCCAAAUCAUCUCAGACACCAUCUGCCCCUGGUGCUACGUCGGCUAUCGACGCCUCUCCCGCGCCAUAGUAGCACACAAAGCCAGCAAUCCCGCUGACACCUUCACCCUAACAUGGAACACAUUCUAUCUCAACCCCGCACUUCCCGAAUUCCCUGGCAUGAAUAAAGCCGAAAUGUACGCCGCAAGACUAGGGCCCGAGCGCAUGAAAGCUGCAUUCUCGCGUCUCACCUCCGUCGGCGAAAGUGAGGGUAUCAAAUUCAGCUUUGGUGGGAAUACGGGUAAGACACGGGAUUCUCACCGGUUGUUGUGGUAUGCUGGGCAAUUAGAGGAGGGCAAAAUGAGUCAGAUCGGUAAUGCAACUCCGGCUUCUCCUUCUGCUUCUACCGUGGGCGGGUUGCAAACACACGUUGCGGAGAAGCUAUUUCGCGCGUACUUUGAAGACGAAAAGAAUAUUACUAGUCCGCAGGUCUUGUUGGAGGCUGGUGUUGAGGCCGGGUUGGAUCGGGAGGAGGUUAAGAAGUUUUUGGACUCGGAGGAGGGAGGGGCGGACGUUGAUUCUGAGGCGAAGGUCGCGUCGAGACGGUUGGUUACUGGUGUGCCAUUUUUCUCGAUUCAAGGGAAGUAUUCUGUGGAGGGGGCGGAGGAGCCUGAGACAUUCUUGAAGGUUUUUGAGCAGAUUAAGGAGAAUGAGAAGGCGUAG
Molecule: messenger RNA, 717 nt
Organism: Penicillium odoratum
Lineage: Eukaryota; Fungi; Ascomycota; Eurotiomycetes; Eurotiales; Aspergillaceae
Product: DsbA family oxidoreductase
Exons: 2
Coding region: 1-717 (238 amino acids)
Molecular function (GO): oxidoreductase activity
Source: RefSeq, a predicted model, not a curated record